UAGUGCCAGAAGUCCGUAUCUAAUCUCAACAUAAUCGCGAGCCCAGCGAUCCGGAAUCUUACCCACAAUUUCUCGAUCAAAGCUCACGUUUCAUUUUCUGAUAAAGUUGUUUACUUUCCCCUGGUGAUUCUCUUUCUCCUAUAAAGCAGGACACUUUUUUUUUUUUGCUAUUGAAACCCAAACCCUACUUUGCAAAGCGCCAUCGGAAGAGUCGGUUCCGUCUCAUUCCUCUGAAUCCCAAACCUUUAAAGAGGGAGGAGAGGAGAAGUUUCUCUUGGGAUUUCGCCGAUCAUGGAUUCCGAUGAUGGCAUGCUCGAUGCCCACGAUUUGGAAUCGGGAGAGGAUGAUUUCUACAGCGGCGGCACCGAUGAUUACAACGAUAGUGAUGCUGAUGAGCCCGAUUACGGGUUCGUUGAGGAAGACGUGGACGACUCCGCGAUGGUCGCAUCGCAUCGCUCUCAGAUAAAUUAUGUUGUUCUCAAGGAAGAAGAUAUCCGCAGGCAUCAGCAGGAUGAUAUUGGACGAGUCGCCAUGGUCCUCUCCAUAAGCGAGGUCGAAGCGAGCAUUUUGCUUCUUCACUAUCACUGGAGUGUUAGCAAAGUUCAUGAUGAAUGGUUUGCGGAUGAGGAGAGAGUUCGGAGAACUGUUGGCAUAUUGGAGGGACCUGUUAUUCCAACACCUGAUGGCCGAGAACUUACAUGUGGAAUAUGCUUUGAAUCUUUUCGUCCUGAAGAAAUUGUAUCAGUUGCUUGUGGUCAUCCUUUCUGCCCUACAUGCUGGACUGGUUAUAUCAGCACAACCAUCAAUGAUGGCCCAGGAUGCUUGAUGCUAAAAUGUCCCGACCCGUCUUGUCCUGCUGCCGUUGGUCAAGAUAUGUUUGAGAAAUUGGCUUCUAAGGAAGACAAGGAGAAGUAUUAUAGAUAUUUUCUUAGGUCUUAUAUUGAAGACAACAGAAAGAUGAAGUGGUGUCCUGCCCCAGGAUGUGAGCAUGCGAUUGAUUUUGCUGCCGGGACUGGCAGUUAUGAUGUUUCCUGCUUGUGUUCGCAUAGCUUUUGCUGGAAUUGCACGGAAGAGGCUCACCGUCCUGUGGACUGUGACACAGUUGCACAAUGGAUACUUAAGAACAGCGCUGAAUCUGAAAACAUGAAUUGGAUACUUGCCAAUUCAAAGCCCUGUCCGAAGUGUAAGCGGCCAAUUGAAAAGAAUCAUGGCUGCAUGCACAUGACAUGCACACCACCUUGUAAAUAUGAGUUUUGUUGGCUUUGCCUUAAUGCAUGGACAGAUCACGGGGAAAGAACUGGUGGUUUUUAUGCUUGCAACCGGUAUGAGGCGGCUAAGCAAGAAGGACUGUAUGAUGAGGCUGAAAAGAGGCGAGAGAUGGCAAAAAAUUCGCUAGAGAGAUACACUCAUUACUAUGAACGCUGGGCAAGCAAUCAAACGUCGAGGCAAAAAGCUAUGGUGGAUCUGCAGAUAAUGCGAUCGGAAAAGCUUGAGAAGCUUAGUGACAUACACCGCACACCAGAAUCUCAGCUCAAGUUCAUCACAGAUGCGUUGCUUCAGAUCAUUGAGUGCAGACGGGUUCUGAAAUGGACAUAUGCGUAUGGGUACUAUCUACCGGAUCAUGAUAAGCGACAAUUUUUUGAGUAUUUGCAAGGGGAGGCUGAGUCAGGUUUGGAGAGGCUCCACAAAUGCGUAGAGAAGGAACUGUCCGUGUUUGAAAUUGCUGAAGGCCCUUCAGAUGACUUCAAUCAUUUCCGGACAAAACUAACUGGUUUGACCAGUCAUUUGUGUCUAAACAGCAUAACAAAAACCUACUUUGAAAAUCUGGUGAAAGCUCUGGAGAAUGGUCUUGCUGAUGUGGAUUCUCAAGCGGCUAGCAGCAAAUCAACUAACUCUAAACCCAGCAAGUCAAAAGGCGGUGGUGGUAAAGGUAAAGGAAGCUCCAAAAAUGGCGGGUCCAGCUCUUAGUUUUAUAAAGCGCGACCUCAGGCGAUCUCAGGCCAAGGGAAGAAUCUCCUGAACCUGUCAAGCGCGCGACUUUAUGCGCUUUACGUGGUGCGUCAGGCGGUCGAGGCUGUCGGCUUUUGGGUUCAGGCGUGAAUUCUCCGCCGGCUCGGUUGUUAAGGUUUCAGAUUAUGUAAGUCGAGAGAUUGCCUAUACGAAGAAAGGAAGACAUGUUUUGGGCUCAACUUUGUUUAUUGCUCUAUUUAACCAAAGCAUUUAGACGCAAUAUAUUGGAUGGAUAUGUUCAUAUCAUCAAACCGAAAUCGAACCAAACCAAUCAAACCCAAAUAGAUCAAUAUUGUUGGAUUUCUGUUCUGAUAUAAA
Molecule: messenger RNA, 2328 nt
Organism: Eutrema salsugineum
Lineage: Eukaryota; Viridiplantae; Streptophyta; Magnoliopsida; Brassicales; Brassicaceae
Product: probable E3 ubiquitin-protein ligase ARI5
Exons: 15
Coding region: 292-1968 (558 amino acids)
Biological process (GO): ubiquitin-dependent protein catabolic process; protein polyubiquitination; positive regulation of proteasomal ubiquitin-dependent protein catabolic process
Cellular component (GO): cytoplasm; ubiquitin ligase complex
Molecular function (GO): zinc ion binding; ubiquitin protein ligase activity; ubiquitin conjugating enzyme binding
Source: RefSeq, a predicted model, not a curated record